UCUCCUUUUCUCUCUCUUUAUCGUUUUUUAUUGUUUUGUUUUCAUUAUUUCUUUGUUAUACACAAAAACAAUUUGUUGUUUUUUUUACACAAACAUUUGAACCAAACAAAGAUGUAUUUGUUAUUGUGAGUUUUUUUUUUAUUUUUGUUGAAUAUUUUUUGAUCAAAUCCGUCAUCAUCAACAUAAUCAUCGUCAUCAUCUUUCAAUUGAUUGAUUUAUUUGAUUUGAAAUUGCCUUAAAUUUUCAAUAUUUUCAAUAUUCUUUCGAGUUUUGUUGUUGGUUAUUCUGGCUAAAUAAAAUCAUGUCGUUGACUAAACUUGAACGUGAUAAACAAAAAUUAGUUCAGGAUAAAUGUCAACAAAUAUUAACUGAAUUAUUACGUGAUGAAGAUAAUAAAUAUUGUGUUGAUUGUGAUUCGAAAGGACCACGAUGGGCAUCAUGGAAUUUAGGAAUAUUUCUUUGUAUUCGUUGUGCUGGUAUACAUCGAAAUCUAGGUGUACAUAUUUCAAAAGUAAAAUCAGUUAAUCUUGAUUCAUGGACACCAGAACAAGUUGGUUCAAUACAAAAUAUGGGAAAUAGUAAAGCAAGAGCUGUUUAUGAAGCAAAUUUACCUGAUAAUUUUCGUCGUCCACAAGCGGAUACUGCCUUGGAAUCAUUUAUACGUGCAAAAUAUGAACAUAAAAAAUAUAUUGCUAAAGAAUGGGUAGAAACACCACCAAAACCAGCGUUUGAUGUUGAAACCGAACUAAAAAAAGAGAAAGAAAAGAAAAAGAAUAAAAUAAUUAAACCGAUUGUACCGUUGAAUGGUCAAAUUGAAAUUCAAUCGAAUCCGAUUCCACGUCCUACGCUAAAUUCGAAUGGUAAAAUUGAAAGUAAAGUAUCGAAUACAACACAGCAGCAGCAGCAACAACAAAAAUCUGAAUCAAAUCAAACAUUGUCAUCAGCAUCUGCAGAUUUAUUAAGUUUGGAUUUAGGCUCAACUAAUACGAAUAACAGCAACAAUAAUAAUGAAGCUUUUGGUUUUUUUGCUUCGGCAUCCGAUAAUACAAAAUUGUCAACAAAAUCAAAUGACAAUAAUCAAUCAUCAUCAUCGUCGAAUAGUGGUCAAUCAACAACAACAACAACGGUAAACAAAACAUUAGAUGAUGAGGAAAAAGAUUUUUUCAAUCAAAAAACUACAACAAUCGAUGAUAAUAAUAAAGAUGUGAAAAAAUUGACAAAAGAAUCGAUAUUAUCAUUGUAUUCAAAAACACCGAACAAUUUAUUGAAUGGAAUUGGAUAUAGUAAUAGUGGUACUAGUUCAACAUCAUCAACAAUAUCUAAUCCUCAAUUUUCAAGUAUAAAUCCAUUAUUUAAUCCUGUUGCUGCUUCUAAUCACCAUAAUCAGGCCAAUUUGAUUCCACAACCGUCAGCAUCGACAAAUCCAUUUUUGGCCAACAACAACAAUAAUAAUAAUCCGUUGACAAUGAUGAAUACUGGCGAUUUUUCACAACAGCAAUCAAUGAUUCAAGGACUUUCUUCAUUGAAUCUACAACCAUCAUCGACAACAACGACAAAUGCGACCAAUCAAAUGCCAAUGAUGAUGGGCAAUCAGCAAAUAAUGAAUUGGUUUAAUACUGGUAGCAGUACAGCAAUACCAAACAAUAAUAAUAAUAAUCCAAUUGGAUUAUUAUCAUCAACAAAUUCGUCAUCAACAAUGGCUGCAAAUCCUUUUAUCGGAGAUCAAUUAAUGAUGAACAAGAAUCCAAUUUUAAUUCCACAACAAUUAAAAUUGAAUGGCAAUACAACAACAACAACAAAUAACAUUGGUAGUGUGGACCAAUCAAUCAUUGAUAAUAGCAAAAAGAAU
Dermatophagoides pteronyssinus (European house dust mite) is the source of this 1849-nucleotide messenger RNA. RefSeq lists its product as uncharacterized. Gene Ontology annotation, cellular component: cytoplasm. Gene Ontology annotation, molecular function: GTPase activator activity; metal ion binding. Lineage: Eukaryota; Metazoa; Arthropoda; Arachnida; Sarcoptiformes; Pyroglyphidae. The record is from RefSeq and is a predicted model, not a curated record.